Molecule: messenger RNA, 792 nt
Organism: Ochlerotatus camptorhynchus
Lineage: Eukaryota; Metazoa; Arthropoda; Insecta; Diptera; Culicidae
Gene: eca
Product: eclair
Exons: 4
Coding region: 141-791 (216 amino acids)
Biological process (GO): endoplasmic reticulum to Golgi vesicle-mediated transport; Golgi organization; intracellular protein transport
Cellular component (GO): endoplasmic reticulum-Golgi intermediate compartment; endoplasmic reticulum; Golgi apparatus
Source: RefSeq, a predicted model, not a curated record
AGCUUUCGAAAUGUAUUGACGUGUCGCAGCUAAAAGUAUCUUUUUCCCUCAACGCUGGAAAAUUUUCCCUACAUUUUCUACUUUUCUGGCCUUUCAGUUGUUCUUAAAUAGCAUAGAAAGAUAAAUAACUGCAGCUCGACAUGUUUGUGUGGCGUAGUUUAUUGUUAUACGUGUUGAUUGCGGUGGAGCUUUCCAGUGCUCUGUAUUUUCAUAUAGGUGAAACCGAACGCAAGUGCUUCAUCGAAGAAAUUCCCGAUGAGACUACUGUUAUAGUUAACUAUAAAGUCGAACUAUACGAUCCACGAAGCGGGGGAUUCAUGCCAUCUUCUCCUGGCAUCGGAAUGCAUGUCGAAGUCAAAGAUCCGGAUGACAAGACCAUCCUUUCCCGUGUGUACAGUUCAGAAGGCCGAAUCUCCUUCACUUCGCACACACCCGGGGAGCAUGUCAUCUGUAUGUACUCCAACAGCACAGCCUGGUUCAGCGGAUCUCAAUUGCGAGUACAUUUGGACAUUCAGGUCGGCGAACAUGCUAUAGAUUAUGCCAAUGUAGCACAGAAAGAAAAAUUAACUGAGCUGCAGCUGCGUAUCCGACAGCUGUUGGAUCAGGUCGACCAAAUUACCAAGGAACAGAACUAUCAGAGAUACCGGGAGGAGCGAUUCCGUCAAACAAGUGACAGUACAAACCAGCGUGUUCUAUGGUGGUCGCUUGCGCAAACCCUUGUCCUGGUAACCAUGGGUCUGUGGCAGAUGAAACAUCUGAAGAGUUUCUUCGAGGCAAAAAAAUUAGUAUGAA